Molecule: messenger RNA, 2574 nt
Organism: Oppia nitens
Lineage: Eukaryota; Metazoa; Arthropoda; Arachnida; Sarcoptiformes; Oppiidae
Product: histone-lysine N-methyltransferase 2D-like
Exons: 3
Coding region: 124-2535 (803 amino acids)
Biological process (GO): regulation of transcription by RNA polymerase II
Cellular component (GO): SWI/SNF complex; nucleus
Molecular function (GO): transcription coregulator activity
Source: RefSeq, a predicted model, not a curated record
UGUCAUCAACAAUAUUAAAAAUUUUUUAAUUAAUUAUUUAACAGGAAUUUUUUUCUAAUUGUGUUAACGUUUAUUUAAUUGUUAGUUUUCUAAAUAUCCUGCUAAAAAUAACUGAAAAUCAAUAUGAAGUGGACGAUUGUAUCGGCAGUUGUAUUAGUUUUAACUACAAUUAAUACUAAUUGUUCAGUAUUAGGUACGGGAGGUUUGGGUGAAGGGGUAAAAGGAUUGGUUAAUGGUCUUAACUAUGGUCUAACAGGUCAACAACAACAACAACAACAACAACAACAACAACAGUCAAACGGUCUUCUUGGCGGUGGAUUGGGCAACGGUAUCAGUACUUUACUCGAUGGCGUCAAUUAUGGUCUAACUGGCAGAUCAGGAGUCUCUGCAGGUGGUGCUGGUGGCGCUGGCGGUCUAUUAGGAGGUGGAAGUGGAAGUGGUACUGGCCUACUGGGAGGCGGACUUGGUGGCUCUGUUAGCACUUUAUUAAACGGUGUUAAUUACGGAUUAACCGGUGGUAAUGGUGGAAAUGGGGGCUCUUCAGGUGGCUUAUUAGGUGGAGGUUUAGGACAAGGAGUUAGCACACUGCUUGAUGGUGUCAAUUAUGGUCUAACUGGCAAGUCAGGAAGCUCGGUAAAUGGUGGUGGUUAUGGUUCUGGAAAUGGCCUAUUAGGAGGUGGAAGUGGAAGUGGAAGUGGAAGUGGUACUGGCCUACUGGGAGGCGGACUUGGUGGCUCUGUUGGCACUUUAUUAAAUGGUGUUAAUUACGGAUUAACCGGUGGUAAUGGUGGGAAUGGGGGCUCUUCAAGUGGCUUAUUAGGUGGUGGUCUAGGACAAGGAGUCGGCACAUUGCUUGAUGGUGUCAAUUAUGGACUUACCGGUUCUAAUAAAUUCGGUAGUAGUGGUAGUGGUGGUGGCCUUAAUAACUGGUUCUCGACUGUACUUCCGGUUUUGAUAAGAGAAAGCUCUGGUAUAAUCAAUAGCGCAUCUAUUUAUUCGUCUUCUAAUGGAUUUAAUGGUGGAAUUUAUAACAAUCUUCAAAAUCAAUUAAUACAACAACAACAACAAGAGAUUAAUGAUAUAACAAAUCUUUGUUUUCAAAUAAAGACAGCCAUCAAUGCUCUACACCAACAACAACAACAACAAUUGUUAAAUAUUUAUAGAUCUUAUGCCGGAGGUGUAGGAACCGGUAUAAGUGGUUUUGGUGGUGGUGUAGGUAGCAGUCAACAAGUGCCUAAUUUUGGAUCAUCAGCUGGAUUAGGAUUUGGUAAUACUAUUGGUGGUGGUGUUGGAGGUGCAGCACAACUACAACAGCAGCAACAACAACAGCAGCAGCAGCAGCAGCAGCAACAACAACAACAACAACAACAACUACAGCAGCAGCAGCAGCAGCAACAACAAGGAGGUGGUGGUGGUGGUGUGGGUCAAUUGCAACAACAACAACAGCAAACAAAUGCCGGCCUUGGAGUUGGUGGUUUUGGGCUGGGAUUAGGUAGCAGUUCACAGCAGCAACAACAACAACAAGCGGGUAUCGGUGGCUUAGGGGCUAGUUCUCAACAACAACAACAAUCACAGCAAUCUCAGGCAGGUUUAGGAUUAGGUCCGUUGGGUGGAAUUGGAUUGGGAAGCUCUAGUCAACAAUUACAACAACAGGGAAGCAUAGCUGGUUUGGGCGGACAACAGCAACAACAACAACAAUCCCAGCAAUCACAUGCCGGCAUAGGAUUGGGACCUUUGGGUGGGGUUGGACUCGCAAGUUCUAGUCAACAAUUACAACAACAACAACAAGCAGGCAUUGCCGGUGUAGGCGGACAACAGCAGCAGCAACAACAACAACAGGCAGGAGUUGCUGGUGUGGGUGUAGUAGGACAACAACAACAACAACAACAAACUGCUUUAGGUGCCGGUGCUCAACAACAACAGCAACAACAACAACAGGCAGGCGUUGCUGGUGUGGGUGUAGUAGGACAACAACAACAACAACAACAAGCUGCUUUAGGUGUUGGUGCUCAACAACAGCAGCAACAACAACAACAAGCUGCUUUAGGUGCCGGUGCUAAUCAACAACAACAACAGCAACAGCAUCAAGCCGCUUUAGGUUCCGGUGUUCAACAGCAACAACAACAAGCUCAAGUAGGCACUGUUGGUGUAGGCGGACAGCAGCAACAACAACAACAGGCAGGCAUUGCUGGUGUGGGAGGGCUAGGACAACAACAACAACAGCAACAACAGGCUGCUUAUGGUGCCGGUGCUCAACAACAACAGCAACAAUUAUCAGCCCACGCAACAGCAAUAGCUGAGGCUUCAAUAAAUGUUGAACGACCACAACUACAACAAAUUCAAUCGGGUAUUAGUAGUUGCCUAAAGGGUACCAACAAAAAUGCUACAUCCAUGGUCACUACCAUUGCACCUGUACCUGAUUUUGUAAUAUUUGGACCGACAUCUACUACAACAACACCACCAAGUUUUGUUAUAUUCAAUAUACCACAACAACAACAACAACAACAACAACAACAACAGCAACAACGACAAUAAUAAUAAUAAUAAUCCCAAACCAACCAAAUUUUAAAAUAU